AUGAUGCCCAACACAAACACCCCCUACAGUCCUACAGCUCACAGCACACCUACCACACUACUCCCCGAAGAGGUUUUCGGUUACAUUGAUGUGGUAACCUUGGCAGACAUUCAUCGGUACCUCCGGGAGAGUGAGGCACAGGACGACAUCGACCUUGCGGCAUGGAUCCAGGAGAACUAUUUAUACGGUGUUGAAAAAGACCAACCUACAGCGACUAUUCGUACAGCCCAGGGCUUUGCUCAGUUGGAUCGGGCAUAUCGCCGAGUGCGAUCACUUACUAACAAGGCUCAAGACAAGUGGCCGUUCUUUGACAGAAACUUCAAGGAGAUGUCUUCAGCCACAGUUCGAAACAACGCACGCGGUGAAGCCGCUCCGGGAGUAUUGUAUCCGAUUGAAAAAAUGCAGAAGGCCUCGACUGCAGUUGAGCAGCUGGACGCUUCGUCCGUAUCCAAUACUUCUUCAGCCCCAGGACUUCAGGUGCCGUUUGCUUCGGUAAAGCCAAGCCGCCACCAGCUUUGUAGACAACAGGAAACUUGUCCAGCGCAACGAAAUUCAGCUCUUCUCCCGUUCAAUCUACCAGCAACUCCUGCUCAGCAGCAGGCACGUGAGAAGAUCUCAGUUCAUUCCAAGAAUCUGGCACAGGAAAUGUCCACGUGUACAGACACCACUACAGACACCAACAGCCGGGAAAUGAUCGAACCUGAACUGCCGCAGCCUGCAGCAACCUCAAUCGAACGGAUGCGCGAUGCAGAGAACGGCAUGGAUCAAGCUGCAGUUGACGAUGUCAAGAUAGAGACCCCGUCUACCAGUCCAUCAAGUCAUUCUAAGCUUAACGAUGAUGACUCCAAGACGGACCCCGUUCGAGAUGCUGGCGGUGGCAAGGUCCGUGGACCGAAUGGCCGAUAUUUAUCCAGAGACGACGAUUUGUCGAGCCUGAAGAAAAUCAAGAAACCCAGAGGAAAGGGCGGUAGACCAAGUUUGAAGUCAUCUGACCAAAAUCAUGCGAUGACGAUGGAUGAAUCGUCUGAUAAACCCGAGGAGCUGUCAACGGGAGACGUGGGUGUCUUCGUUGAAGUGCAGACACUUUCGACGCCACCUCCUGACCAAAAGAUAGAGGAACAGAACAAGGACGAUGCGCCUGCUACGCUCGGGGUCCUUGAUACCAAAGAUGGGACCGAGAACCAAGUGACCUCCUUGACAGAAUCUACACCUGCAUAUCUUCUUGCAGCUGAAGCUGAUCCGGUGCUUUCAAAUUUGGAUCGUCUACCGCCUAAUUCCCGUAGAGCCAUCAAGAGGAAAAGCGAGCCGGUUGUCCAAGAAGGGGAGCGCAAACGCGGUAGAUAUGGCGGCAUUGUGGGUCGCCCACGGAAGUCGGAACAACGUGAAAACCUUCAAGGUGCUCAGGGAAACAAUUUGCCACUAGUUUAUGGAGAACAUGAGGCAGAUUCAUUACCCCAGAUGACGACACGUCGAAGUGCUAGACAGUCUGCUGCAGCCAACUUGGAUACUUCGAAGGCCGACGAGCCAACGUCCGAGCAUGACAAAAAAGACUUGGAGCUUUUGGAGAAAGAAUUAACAGGAGGAACUUCUCCGAGCAACGAAAGUAUGACUGCAGUGGAAGACAAGACUAUCAGAGGCAUUGAGGAGAAAGACAUGGCUACUAUUCAAAAGAACACCUCUACACCUGCCCGCAAAUCAAAGAAGAAAGGCGCGCGCUCGUCAGCGGAGCCUAGUACUCGCAAGCGUACGGCCAAAACCCCGAAACCAGAUCUAUUGAAGAUGGGUUUGGAGAGAACAGCUCCUGUCCCUGCAACGGCAUUGUCCACAGAUAUGGAGAAGGACGGUAUCACGCCAACUUCGUCCGAUUCAGCCGGUUUUAUGACGGUCAAUGGAUCGAAGAAGACUUAUUCUGGUCACGUGGAGUUGUUUGCACGUCUGACUACCGGUCACGGCGUCAUCGAGUUUCCCAUUCCCACCGAUCAGCUCAACAGUAACGAGGCAAAGAUGGUUGAAAAGUACGCCGAGUGGAACGCGCAGCCAGAUGCCGUACCAGUUCCAUAUGAUCAGUUCCGCCAGAUCUUCUCCUUUGCUAAAAAGGAUUGA
This is a messenger RNA of Bipolaris sorokiniana ND90Pr, 2103 nucleotides long. RefSeq lists its product as uncharacterized. The record is from RefSeq and is a predicted model, not a curated record. The coding region runs from base 1 to 2103 and encodes 700 amino acids. NCBI's taxonomy places the organism in Eukaryota, Fungi, Ascomycota, Dothideomycetes, Pleosporales, Pleosporaceae. The transcript has 5 exons.